Molecule: messenger RNA, 273 nt
Organism: Miscanthus lutarioriparius
Lineage: Eukaryota; Viridiplantae; Streptophyta; Magnoliopsida; Poales; Poaceae
Source: the annotation of a GenBank genome assembly
AUGGCCCAGCCCGCCUUCCUCUCCUCUCUCGGCUCCCGCCUCCGCUCCGCGCCGCCGCCGCCGCAGCACCAUCGCCUCCAGCCCAGCCGCGGCUACCACGUCGAGCUCGGCGCUCGCGAGAAAGCGCUUUUAGAGGAGGAUGUUGCUUUGAAGAGGUUCAAAUCAUACAAGAACAGUGUGAAACAGGUCUCCAAGAUUGGGAAUGCUCUCACUUUUGCUGUUGUACUUGCUUGCAGCUACGAGCUUGCUGUGUUGGCGACGAGCACAAAAUGA